Messenger RNA from Aureobasidium melanogenum CBS 110374, 1461 nucleotides. Its product is annotated as general substrate transporter. The coding region runs from base 1 to 1461 and encodes 486 amino acids. The transcript has 4 exons. Gene Ontology annotation, biological process: transmembrane transport; carbohydrate transport. Lineage: Eukaryota; Fungi; Ascomycota; Dothideomycetes; Dothideales; Saccotheciaceae. Gene Ontology annotation, molecular function: carbohydrate:proton symporter activity. Gene Ontology annotation, cellular component: membrane. The record is from RefSeq and is a predicted model, not a curated record.
AUGUCUCCUUCUGUCUUUCAGCAAGCAGUUGAGUCUCGCAGAGCAUUGGCGGUCUGCUUGUUUGUAACUGUCGCCGCAUUCCAAUUUGGCUAUGACUCCUCUUACUAUUCGGGUAUCCUUGCCAUUCAGCCUUUCCUGGAAAUCUUCGGUCACCUUGAUCCGGUCAAGGGAGUAUAUGUCUUGUCGGCGGAAAGACAGUCAUUGACCACCAGCAUCAUCAACGCUGGUGAGUUCGUUGGUGCUAUUUCCUCCUUCGUGAUCGGGGAAAGUCUCGGUUCUCGCAGCGGUCUCUUUGUGUCGAGUGCUGCAGUCAUCAUCGGCACACUUAUUCAGGUCCUCGCUCCAAAUGUGGGAGCUCUCAUUGCAGGCCGCUUGAUCCUUGGUUAUGCCGUUGGCCUCAUCUCGUGCCUUGUACCUGUAUACAUCGCCGAUUGUGCUCCAGCUCGAUUCCGUGGCGCCUUGGUAUCCAUGUAUCAGUACUGCCUUGGUCUUGGUUUACUUUUGGGUGUCAUCGUCGACUACUGCACCAAGGAUCGCACCGACACUGCCUCCUUUAAGAUCCCGAUCGCUGUUCAGUUCGUCUUUCCUGUGGUUCUUGUGCCAGGCCUUCUGCUUUUCGUUCCGGAAAGCCCCCGUUGGUUGGUCCAGACCAACAACAUCGACAAAGCCAAGCGAUCGAUCAUGAGACUUACAGGAAAGUCGGCCGAGAGAGCAGAAGAAGACGUCACUCAGCUCCGGCUGCUACAACCAAUGAGCAAUGAGUCCUCCUGGAGAGAUAUCUUCACAUGGGGGCCCGAAGGCCAUAAGGCAUAUCUAGGAUGUGCGCUGCAAGCUCUCCAACAAGCCACAGGUAUCAACUUCAUCACUGGCUACGGCAUUGUCUUCUUCUUCCAAAUCGGAAUCGACAAUCCCUUCCUCAUCCAGAUGGGCCUUUACCUUGUUGCAAUGCCAGCAGUGUGGAUGAGCCAGUAUGCCAUCGAGAAGUUCGGUCGAAGGCCUAUUCUCAUCAUUUCGGGCUUAUUAACUUUUGCUGUGCUAAUCAUCAUGGGCGGCGCAGGCCUCACCAAGCACAAAUCAACUCCUCUUGAGCAGACUAUCGUGGCUAUGGUCUACAUCUUUCUUGUGGUCUUCAACCUUGGCUGGGGACCGACAGUUUGGGUCGUAACAUCCGAGAUCGCAACUGGACCAAAUCGGUCUAAAUUGUUCGCUUUGUCUACCGGAUCCAACUGGUUCUUCAACUGGGUGGUAAGCUUCUCCUUCCCCUACUUGUUUAACGCCGACGCGGCAGGUAUGGGUGCAAAGAUUGGAUUCUUAUACGGAGCACUUACUCUAUGUGCUGUGGUCUGGGUUUACUUCUUGCUGCCUGAGACUUCUGGACUUUCCCUUGAGCAAAUCCAGAUGGCAUUCGAGGCUGGCGCGUCUCCACGUUCCUUCAAAGGUAAGUGUUGCAUACUGUCUUAG